Messenger RNA from Corticium candelabrum, 962 nucleotides. Its product is annotated as tumor protein D52-like. The transcript has 6 exons. Bases 196 to 597 code for a protein of 133 amino acids. Gene Ontology annotation, cellular component: cytoplasm. NCBI's taxonomy places the organism in Eukaryota, Metazoa, Porifera, Homoscleromorpha, Homosclerophorida, Plakinidae. The record is from RefSeq and is a predicted model, not a curated record.
UCCGAAGGUGACAGAUACUCUACUUCGCCUGCAACUCUUUAUACACCGCUUGAACAAGGCAGUCAUGUUGCGGACGAGGAACCUGAACAGGAACUGACGUCAGAGGGAGCCCACACAACCCCGGAUAUGGAGGACUCGACUCUUGAACCAGAACUUUCUCCUGAAGAGGAGAAUCGGUGAGAGCUAGAGAGAAGGAUGAGACAAGUACAAGAAGAGAUUUCAUCUUUGGAGAUGGCUCUGGGCAGGAAGCAAAGGGAGCUGGCAGCUAUUAAAAAGGAUUUAGGAAUUACACCUUUGACGCAGCUGAAGGAGGAUGUCAAAAUGGGCUAUGAGGAACUUAAACAAUCAAAAGCAGUGCAGUCAACUAAAGAGUUUUUCAAGAAUUUGGGAGAAAAGAUUUCAAGCUCAGACUUCUACAAAAGUGCACAAUCUGCUGCCACUACUGUUGGAGAAAAAGGUGGGGACGCUCUCAGAGCAGCAGGGAGUAAAACAUCUGAAGCAUUUGGGAAAGCAAAAAUGUCUAUGAAAGAGAAUCAAACACUGCAAAAUAUUGGAGGCAAAAUUCGUUCAACAUCAAUGUCUAUCAAGGAAAAGUGAGCAGUUCAAGGUUUGACGCCAGUGCUACUGCAGUGUCAAAGAGCACUGCAGAUGCUGAAGCAAAGUACGACUCAGAGGCAGCUCUUGAGCAGGGAGAGUAACAUACACAACUGCAAGGCAAAUUGUAGUUGUUUCUGCUGGUGGACUUGUAGUGCAUGAUUUGGAUGUCUUGCUGUAUAUGGAAGCAAUUGCUUUUUGUAUGGAUUAAUGGCACAUAAUGUGUGAUGUCACUGUAGUAGCGUAAUUGGACAGAAAGCCAUAUAUGGCCUAAGCAAAGUCUUGACAACUGCUAUAUGAUGCUUCUGUUGAUUUUUCUAAUUUUGUGUAUUGCAUUUUUCUGGAAAGUGACAAAAUGAUACUCUUCA